AGCCCACAAUGUCUAAACUGUCUUGUUCAUAAAGAAAAGAGUAAACAAAAGGAGAGCUUGAGUAGUCUCGCCGAUCACAAAAUCUCGCCGAUCACAAAAUCAAAGUCAAAAUCAAAAUCAAAAUCGGAGAUGUAUAGAAAUCAAUACGCGGGAGACGCCAUGGAAGCAGUUAAGCAAGUUUAGCAGCAACAGAUCUCCGAUCCAAAACUCACGUGGUUCCCGCGUGUGUUAACAAAGCCAAUUCCGAAUUAUCUUCUCGUCAGAAGAAGAUCUCGGAGAUGUUUAGAAAUCAAUACCAUACCGACGUAGCAACAUGGUCACCGGCGGGAGGACACUUCCAGGUGGAAUACGCCAUGGAAGCGGAAUACGCCAUGGAAGCGGAAUACGCCAUGGAAGCAGUUAAGCAAGGUCCAGCAGCAACAGAUCUCCGAUCCAAAACUCACGUGGUUCCCGCGUGUGUUAACAAAGCCAAUUCCGAAUUAUCUUCUCGUCAGAAGAAGAUCUCGGAGAUGUUUAGAAAUCAAUACCAUACCGACAUAGCAACAUGGUCACCGGCGGGAGGACACUUCCAGGUGGAAUACGCCAUGGAAGCGGAAUACGCCAUGGAAGCGGAAUACGCCAUGGAAGCAGUUAAGCAAGGUCCAGCAGCAACAGAUCUCCGAUCCAAAACUCACGUGGUUCCCGCGUGUGUUAACAAAGCCAAUUCCGAAUUAUCUUCUCGUCAGAAGAAGAUCUCGGAGAUGUUUAGAAAUCAAUACCAUACCGACAUAGCAACAUGGUCACCGGCGGGAGGACACUUCCAGGUGGAAUACGCCAUGGAAGCGGAAUACGCCAUGGAAGCGGAAUACGCCAUGGAAGCAGUUAAGCAAGGUCCAGCAGCAACAGAUCUCCGAUCCAAAACUCACGUGGUUCCCGCGUGUGUUAACAAAGCCAAUUCCGAAUUAUCUUCUCGUCAGAAGAAGAUCUCGGAGAUGUUUAGAAAUCAAUACCAUACCGACAUAGCAACAUGGUCACCGGCGGGAGGACACUUCCAGGUGGAAUACGCCAUGGAAGCGGAAUACGCCAUGGAAGCAGUUAAGCAAGGUCCAGCAGCAACAGAUCUCCGAUCAAAAACUCACUCAGCAGCAAUAGGUCUCCGAUCCAAAACUCACGUGGUUCUCGCGUGUGUUAACAAAGCCAAUUCCGAAUUAUAUUAUCAUCAGACGAAGAUCUUCAAGAUUGAUGAUCACAUUGGGGUCGCCAUCGCUGGACAUGGCCGUGUUCUUUCGCGGUACAUGAGAUCUGAAUGCGUUAACUAUAAUUACACUUAUGAAUCUCCGCUUCCCGUUGGUCGUCUCGUUGUUCAGCUCGCCAAUAAGGCUCAGGUUUGCACUCAGCGGUCAUGGAAGCGUCCUUAUGGCGUUGGUCUUCUUGUAGCUGGAUUAGAUGAAUCAGAGGCUCACCUCUAUUACAACUGCCCAAGCGGAAACUAUUUUGAAUAUCAGGCAGUUGCAAUUGAUUCACGCUCACAAGCUGCAAAGACAUAUUUGGAACGCAAAUUUAACAACUUCACAGCCUCCUCCCGGGAAGAUCUGAUCAAGGAUGCACUCAUUGCAACUAGGGAGUCCUUGCAAGGUGAAGAGCUCAGGAGCUCCGUAUGCACCAUUGCUGUGGUUGGAGUUGAUGAGCCAUUCCACAUUUUGGAUCAAGAAACUGUUCAACAAUUGAUUGAUACUUUUGAGAUUGUGAGGGAGGAAGAAGCUGCACCUGCUGAACCUGAGGCUGCAGCUGAGCAGGAUGCUGCCACGGAUCAGGCUUCUGGUCCAGAUCAAGGUGGUGCCCGAAACCAAGACCAAGGUGGUUCUCCAAUGGGCAUUUGAUAAUUUAAGAUCCAGUACUUGAGGUGUUAAAAACUGUUAUCUGAAAAUGAAUAGGUUUAAUGUUGAGUGUGUCAUGGGAGAAGAUAUCUCUAUGAUGUAUUUUCUUUGCUUAAUCUUGUUUGUUUCUGAAAUUCAUCCAUGGCUGAUCAUUGUGAACGUUUUAGUUGAUAGACCUGAACCUACUAUUUACAAUUUUCUCUA
Molecule: messenger RNA, 2060 nt
Organism: Medicago truncatula (barrel medic)
Lineage: Eukaryota; Viridiplantae; Streptophyta; Magnoliopsida; Fabales; Fabaceae
Product: proteasome subunit alpha type-1-B
Exons: 3
Coding region: 279-1859 (526 amino acids)
Biological process (GO): ubiquitin-dependent protein catabolic process
Cellular component (GO): proteasome core complex, alpha-subunit complex; proteasome core complex
Source: RefSeq, a predicted model, not a curated record